Molecule: messenger RNA, 1461 nt
Organism: Notodromas monacha
Lineage: Eukaryota; Metazoa; Arthropoda; Ostracoda; Podocopida; Cyprididae
Source: the annotation of a GenBank genome assembly
AUGAAAGAAAAAGUGACGAUUUCUUUGGAUGGCGUUGUGGAUAUUCGUAAUUGCUUUCAUGCGUCUGCAGCGAUUUGCAGGAUGAAUCCGGAAAUGGAAUUAUGCGAAAGCCUGAGCAGGCUUCUGAGACACGGAGGUUCCAAAGUCGGUUUGCCGAUUUCAUCUGACGGAUUUGUGCGAAUAAAGCUGCAGUUUACGGCUGUGGACAUCUUCUCGGACAGAUUAAAGACCAGCACAAGGAUAAUGGUUGAAUCCUUCAAAGCAACUUGCAGGGCUUGCUUAGGGGAAAUUGAGGAGGCAAUCCAAGAAGUGAAGCGGGCACUUCAAAGGGAAAUGGAGCUGCAGCAGACGGUGAUGAAUCCGGAAAUGGAAUUAUGCGAAAGCCUGAGCAGGCUUCUGAGACACGGAGGUUCCAAAGUCGGUUUGCCGAUUUCAUCUGACGGAUUUGUGCGAAUAAGUGACAUUCUUCGUCUGAGGGGAUUUGCGAAAUGGAACUUCGAAGACGUUUUUUGUGUUGCUGAGCAGGAUAAAAUGACGAAAUUUUGCAUGAUAGAAAAAAAUGCGGGUGUUUUUGAAAUCAGGUCUCACCAGAAUGCACGUGACGUACAGCAGUUCCCUGAAAAUCUGGACUUUUUAUCUCUGCUGACAAAGAAGAAAGACAUUAUUCCUGACGAGGAACUCUUCGGAACCUACGAAGAAGCCGCUAAUUCUGGAAGAAAAUGGGUGCUAGAUCCAUCUUUCAGAAUGGAAAAAUCUCUGGCUUGGAUUCUGAGGGAAGGUGACCCGGAAUUCGGGAUACAAAUUCCUUCUGGUGAUGGAUUUAUGGAAGUGGACGACAUUCUCUCACAUCGAGAAUUUUCGCGAUGGAGGUUGGAGGACAUUAAAGUGAUCGUUGAAAAGGACAAAAUUCGGCGAUUUCAUCUGAGGAAGAAUCGUGCCGGUGCAUACGAAAUCAGGGCUAACCACGGCCAUAAAUUUCCUCUUGAAAAUCUGAAGUUGUCGCCGAUGCUUUCAAAGAAAGGCAUCCCUGGAGAAUUUGUUUAUGGGACUUCGAAAUUCAAGUGGAAAACAAUCAAGUCAGAAGGAAUCCGCCCUCUUGAGAACCGAAAUCAUAUUUUCUUGUGGUUGGUUGGUCUCAAAGCAGAAAAUCCCGAGAUUGAGAAGGAAGAGAUUAUACGUAUCAAACCCUAUUGGGAAAUUAUGAUCUACGUGGAUAUUGAGGCAGCCCUGAAGAGUGGAACACGAUUCUUCAAAUCACCGAAUGGACUCUGUAUGAGUCCUGACACCAUAAAACCGGAUUUCUUUGCGAAAGUGUUGAAUUUGGAUCGAAAUGAAGUUCAACGUCCAGAACUCGAAGAUGAAGAACUGCCUCCACCUCCGCUUGACGAAGAACCACCCUUCUUUGCUUCGGUUGGGGUCAGUCCAAUUGCCAAAACAGCAAAAACAACCUGGAAUUGGUAG